GACGGGUGGGAGAAAGCCAGCCGCGGACGCAUCUGCGCCUAAAGCAGCGGUAGGCACUGCCAAGGCGCUCGGGCCACCCGCUGGAGCAAAUAAAUAUACUUACGCAGAAAGGCGGACUGCCGCCCAGAUUCUGCGCUCUCAUAAUAGGAGAAACGUUGCCACACCUUUGCCUGAAUGGCUGAAGAAGGUAGAAGAAGGGUAAGCCCACUCAAGAAGGUGCUCAGACGAAACGGCAGCGAUUCCUAGAGCUACCCGUACCAUCGGCGAAGAGAUCUAAGAUCCAGCCUUCGGUCUCUUUCGCCGAGAUCACCAAGGAUCGAGUCCUACUCCGUCUUAUCGACAGGGGCAAUCCGGAGGGCAGGACUUCCAGAAAUAAAUGGAAGGCAGUGGAGUCCCAGCUUUCCCUCAUAUGCCUGCGCAUGGUAUGAGAAAAGCCAGGUUCAUCGCCGUGCUGCAUGGACGCGGGCUGGUACCAGGGCAGCGUCAAAGUGGUGGCCUGUGAUAGUCAGAGGUCGGCUGACCUAUAUAAGCCGGCGACAGGCAAGCUCGGCGAGGGCGAACGUUGUUGCACUGACGUCCCCAGUAGGCCCCGAGCUCGGAUUUGGCUCCCAGCUGCGAUAAAGGCGGCGGAGGACAUUCUUUUACAUGCAGCAGGAAUGCAAAGUCGUCAAGGGGAUGUAAGCCAGGCGAUUAUGGUCCUAAACAAGGAGUCGGUUGCUCCAAUCGAGGCUGCUCGAGGAGUGCUGAACUUCGGCAUUUAUGCCAUUCAUAUUCAAAUCUAUAAGUGCAACUCCAAUGCCGCUGGAAAAUCUGCCAGCAACCCAGCCGAGCAGGUGCUUGCUGAGGAGUUGGAGGCACCUGGUGGGCCGGAGGACGGCUACUCGCUACUUCGCUACUUCGCUGAGCAGAGAAAUGCGAGCGCUUAGACCGGCAAUCGAGGACGUGGCCCUGAGCGAUACGGAGGAGACCGACGUAAAGCAGCGUCUGCUGCACUAUUGCUUCGCCUGACCGAUGGCGGAGUCGAAUAAAAGCUUAUGCUUGACCCCAAAGAAGCAACGGAGAUAACACCGCACUAAGCCUGGAGCUGCAAAGAGGCUCUAUAAAGAUACUAUCGGCCUACUUGGCCUUUAAAGGAAAAAACCCAGAUGCGCUAACCAGAGGAAGGAAUGCGAAAAGCUCAAGAAAGGUUUGGCAAUAGGCUGUGACGCCAACGCCCAUCGCACUCAGUGGG
Messenger RNA from Drosophila suzukii, 1231 nucleotides. RefSeq lists its product as uncharacterized. The record is from RefSeq and is a predicted model, not a curated record. Lineage: Eukaryota; Metazoa; Arthropoda; Insecta; Diptera; Drosophilidae.